GUUCAACUUCCGCUACUCUCGAGUGACAAUCACAGGCACUUUCUGAUCAUUUCUAUCUCGACCCUCCUGCUCGACUAGAUCCCUUCCUCACCCUCAGAAUGCUCCCAGAGAUCUACGAACGAUUUCCACCUCCUCUGGUGGCUCUUCAAAUCCUUGCCAUUCUCACCCUGGUCUAUACCAUCGUCCUAGUCAUCAACCGUCUUUACUUCUCCCCUCUCUCGAGUGUUCCAGGACCGAAACUCGCAGCCGCUACUUCAUUGUAUGAGUUCUACUACAACGUUGUGAAGGGCGGCAAAUUCUUCUUGAAAAUUCAAGAGUUGCACGAGGAAUAUGGGCCAAUAGUCCGCCUCGGACCAAACGAAGUCCACAUCUCUGAUCCCACCUUCUACAGCACCAUCUACUCCCUUACAGAUAAAAGGAACAAAGCAGCAAGGCUCUACCGCAAUGCCUUCUGGGGACGCACAUCCUCGUUCUCCACACUUGAUCAUGAUCUUCAUCGUCUCCGGCGUGGCAUGGUCAACCAGUUCUUCUCCAUGGCGAAGAUACGCACUUUCGCGCCUUGGAUCCAGGAGAGGGUUGAUCUGCUAUGUGAAAGGUUCAACUCCGAGUUUCGAAUCGAGUCUGAACCUGCCUCCACUGCGAGCAGCGAAGGAGACAGAAAUCCUGAUAAGAUCGUCAACCUAACGGACGCAUUUUCCUGUCUUACGGCUGAUACCAUCAUGGAGUAUUCCUUCGCAGAACACUACGAUCUAUGCGCCAAGAAGGACUUUAAGAGCGAUCUGAUUAAGAUCUUGGUUGUGUUCUUCGGCCAGAUCCACGUCGUGAUCAAUUUCCCCUUUUUGCUGCACUUGCAGAUGGCCAUUCUGCCGAGGUGGUUUGUGUUGUUGUUGGAUCCGAUUAAUGAUGUUAUUUUCUCUUACAUGGAUAAUAUACUCUCCCAAAUCAUCGGAACCAUUUCCGGGACGUCGCAAUCCCACCAAGACGUCUCGCACAGCACCAUCUUCGCCGAUAUCUUAUCCACCAAGAAGGUUCCACCCAAAGAGAAAUCCAAAGAACGACUUUUUGACGAGUCGCAAGUCGUCGUUAGCGCAGGUCUCGAGACUACGGGAAAUGCAUUGGCAGUUACGAUGUUUUAUAUCUUGGAGGAUGGUGAGGUGUUGCGGCGUUUGAAGGAGGAGAUGGAUGGUGUUUGGAGUGAGCUUGCGGAGGGUGAGACGCCGAAUUUGUUGAGGUUGGAGGGGUGUGCGUACUUGACUGCUGUUAUAUUUGAAGCCCUCCGCCUCUCAUACGGCCCUAUCGCCCGUCUCCCACGCAUCGCCCCAAACCAAACACUCACCUAUACUAACCCCCACACAAACACCACUUACCCCCUCCCACCAGGCACAGUAAUGUCAACAUCAACCUACACCAUGAACCAAAACCCCGUGCUGUUCCCCAAUCCACAAGCUUUUCUCCCAUCCCGCUGGCUCCCAGAUCCUGUAACUGGCGAGGCACCACGCGCACCUAGUCUACCAAUGCCCUCAACUUCCUCGACCAAAGGAGGAAUGAAAGGCUCUGAGAAGUUAUCGAACUAUCUGGCAACUUUCGGCAAAGGCAGCAGGAGUUGUCCUGGAAUGAAUCUAGCGUGGGCGGAGAUGUACAUCACGCUUGCGAAUGUUAUUAGGAAAUGCGAUAUGGAGUUGUGGGAGACGGGGAGAGAGAAUGUGGUUCCGGAUAAAGAGUAUUUUUUGAGUAGGCCGAAGGUGGAGGGAGGUGUUAGGGUGAGGAUUUUGUGAUGUGGUGGGGAAUGUGGAACAAAGGUUUAAGCGAAUGUCAACAUUAGGUUGGGAUCAGGAAAAGAGGUGGAUAUCUAAGACGAGGCAACAAGAUUCUGAAUUGGUUUCCUGGUUUGAAUACUCGGACAAGGCUGGAAAGCAAUAAUGUGAAUCAUAAUUGUCUACUGCACAUUACGAAUCAUCUAGCCGCCAAUUAAUUCUCCAAUAUCAACUAGCCUGUCUCUCCUUCCUCUUAUUCUCCAGCUCCUCUAACAUCCCUACCAAUUUCGGUGCAAAGAUCUCACUCUCUGCCUGAAACCCCUGAUGAUGUCCCGGCACUGUCCAUCUCAAGCACCCCAAAACCCUCUCCUGCUCGUAUGUUGUCCUCGCGAAGAACUGAUCACCACUCCUGCUUCCCGUCAUAAGACCCACACUCGUCCCAUCCUUCUUGAUCUUCUCAAAAUCUGUAGUCCAAAACGUACAAACCAAGAAUUCAUUCUCAAAGAAAUUCACUGGGUUUGUAGGCUCCGGCGGCGGGAACUGCGGCAGUGACGGAUCAGCCAUAACAGUGAAGUGUUUCCCCCAGUGUGCAUUCACCGCAUCCUGUCCUUGGAUUUUGAAGAUAUUAUACGUCUCGAAAAGCUCCUCCGUCAACUCUUUCUUAUCCGGCAACAAAUGCACAGUCGGUGCCUCAUGACAGAUCAAAUGAUCCACAACCUCAGGAUAAUCAGCUGCGAGCUGGAACCCGAUCACACCACCUGAACUACUUCCAAACACAAUAGAUUUCUCGAAUCCCAUGGCUUUGAUUACGGCGAGGACGUCGCGCGCUUGUUGGUAGGGGUUGAAGAUUUUGUUGAUGGGGACUUGGCUGGAGGACAUUUGACGGCGGUCGAAGGUCACGCAGGUGUAGUUUGGGGAGAGGAGGGUCAUUAUUGGGUCGAAUUGUCGGCCGUGGCCGUUGCCGCCGGGGAUGAAGGUUAUGAGGGGGCCGGAGCCUUGGGACCAGUAUUUGAGGGUGCAGUCUUCGGUGGUGACUGUGCCGUGAGUUACUUGAGAUGCCAUUAUGGAAUGAGGAACGCUACUAAAGCUCCGAAAACAAACUACAAGGCAAAGAUUUAAGGUGUCCUUUGCCUUUCAAGUAUUAUUUGGCGGGGCAUCGUACACUUUAUAUCUUCUUUGCGGGGUGUUUACGUCCCCCUUUUGUUUUUGUGGCUCCCCUCACUCGCGUACUGGAUAAAUAGAAAUUUGUCAGAUUUAUAAGCCCGAGAAGAAGAUACCCCGCUAUAGAGAUGGUCCGUACGUGAGAUACGCCGCAUGCUUCGGUGAGGA
Molecule: messenger RNA, 3083 nt
Organism: Cadophora gregata
Lineage: Eukaryota; Fungi; Ascomycota; Leotiomycetes; Helotiales; Ploettnerulaceae
Exons: 4
Coding region: 99-1775 (558 amino acids)
Molecular function (GO): monooxygenase activity; oxidoreductase activity, acting on paired donors, with incorporation or reduction of molecular oxygen; iron ion binding
Source: RefSeq, a predicted model, not a curated record